CUGCCGCUGCCCCCGCCUUCCUCCCGCCGCCGCCCGCCCGUCACCUGAGCCAGGUGCCGGAGCUGCGCCUACAGGAGGCAGCUGGUGGUCUUGGGUCGUCCGUGAUGGUCCCAGAGAUGAAUACCAGUAUGGUAGAUGGCCCGGUGCCCUGGGAGAGCCUCUUCCCCCUGGUGGGGGUUGCCCCAGCCAACUGCAGCCAGGAGGAGGCGCUGGCGCUGCCCACCUUUUCAGCCGCAGCCCAGGCCCGCGUGGUGAUCACUCUGCUGCUGUGCGUCUUCUCCACUGCCUGCAACGUGGCUGUCCUGUGGGCCGGCGUGGGGAGGAGUCAUGCCAAGCGCUCCCAUGCCCGUGUCCUGCUCCUGCACUUGGCAGGGGCAGAUCUGCUGGUCGCCCUGGUGGUGAUGCCACUGGAUGCCGCCUGGAACAUCACCGUGCAGUGGCGGGCGGGGGAUAUGGCUUGCCGGCUGCUCAUGUUCCUUAAACUCCUGGCGAUGUACGCCUCGGCUUUUGUCACGGCCCUCAUCAGCCUGGACCGCCAAGGCGCCAUCUUGCACCCGCUGGCCUUUGCAGAGGCUGGGCAGAGGAGCCAGGUCUUGCUGCAAGCUGCGUGGCUCCUAAGCGUGGCGCUCUCCGUUCCUCAGCUGUUCCUCUUCCACACAAUCACCAUCAGCGCCCCUCAGAACUUCACCCAGUGCACCACCCGGGGAUCCUUUGCCCAGCGCUGGCACGAGACGGCCUACAACAUGCUCACCUUCUCCUGCCUCUUCCUGCUCCCCCUGCUCAUCAUGCUGUCCUGCUACUCAAGGAUCCUGCUGGAGAUCUUCUACCGCACCGGAUCCACAAGCACCCUGUCUGCUAUGGAGCUGCCUUUGCGUCGGUCGCGCAACCCCAUUCCACAAGCUCGGUUGCGUAUGCUGCGCCUCAGCGUGGCUAUUGUGUGCUCUUUUGUGGUCUGCUGGACUCCCUACUACUUGCUGGGUCUCUGGUACUGGUUCUGGCCAGCAGCGAUGGAGUCCCAGGUGUCCCAUUCACUCGCCCACCUCCUCUUCAUCUUUGGCCUGCUCAAUGCCUGCCUGGAUCCUGUAAUCUACGGCCUCUUCACCAUGCCCUGGCCCUGGAGGCUGCGGGGCUGCUGUGCAGAAGAUGGACCAGGGCUACAGCCUCAACCUUCGUCCUCCGUCACGGGCUCCUUCCACUGCUCAGCUUCCACCGUUUGUGACAGACGGGGGACAUCCCAUCUUGGCCUCGUGGAGGCGGCCAGGCCCCCAAGUGUCUGGACCAAGGGCCCGAUUCAUGGCAGCUGCUUGUGAGACAGACUGACAGCUGGGGCUUCUUGCCUGGGCCACUCCAUGCCAGGACCUUACUCCUCCAAGCUCUCCAUCUUGGCAUCACAUGCUGUGCCCCCUGAGGAAACGGAGACUUGAGGGUCCAUACCU
Molecule: messenger RNA, 1436 nt
Organism: Eublepharis macularius
Lineage: Eukaryota; Metazoa; Chordata; Lepidosauria; Squamata; Eublepharidae
Product: gonadotropin-releasing hormone II receptor-like
Exons: 4
Coding region: 105-1310 (401 amino acids)
Biological process (GO): neuropeptide signaling pathway
Cellular component (GO): membrane
Molecular function (GO): corazonin receptor activity; protein-hormone receptor activity
Source: RefSeq, a predicted model, not a curated record